This is a messenger RNA of Sycon ciliatum, 1211 nucleotides long. Its product is annotated as signal peptidase complex catalytic subunit SEC11A-like. Bases 118 to 681 code for a protein of 187 amino acids. The transcript is spliced from 6 exons. The record is from RefSeq and is a predicted model, not a curated record. Gene Ontology annotation, molecular function: serine-type endopeptidase activity. Lineage: Eukaryota; Metazoa; Porifera; Calcarea; Leucosolenida; Sycettidae. Gene Ontology annotation, cellular component: signal peptidase complex; membrane.
CUAGCUGGGUUCUUUGAUUUUUAUUGUUUAUUGUAGGAGUAAAUUCUUGUUGAUUAGUUUGAUACUUAUUUUUACUAUUGGCGUGCUGGUGCUGGACUGUGUCCGUUACCCGCCGCCAUGAUUAGGCAGCUUUUAGACGUCGUCGGACUCGGCAAGUCCGUCGACGAGCUGGGGAGAAUGGACAAGCGUCAGCUCCUCUUCCAAACACUCAAUUUUGGAAUGAUAGUUUCAUCAGCACUGAUGAUAUGGAAGGGUCUGAUGGUGGUUACGCACAGUGAAAGUCCUAUCGUAGUGGUUCUCAGUGGUAGCAUGGAGCCAGCGUUCUACAGAGGUGAUCUUCUCUUCCUAACCAACUAUCAGUCGGAGCCCAUCCGCGUUGGCGAGAUCGUUGUGUUUCGCAUCAAGGGUAGAGAUAUUCCUAUAGUGCACAGGGUUCUCAAGCUUCAUGAGAAGGAGGAUGGAACGAUAAAGUUCCUGACGAAAGGAGACAAUAACAUGGUAGAUGACCGAGGCCUGUACGCGCCGGGACAGAUGUGGCUAGAACGAAGUGAUGUGGUGGGCCGAGCGAGAGGGUUUGUACCGCACGUUGGCAUGGUUACGAUAGUGAUGAAUGACUACCCAAAGUUGAAGUACGUUCUACUGUCGGUGCUGGGCCUGUUUGUCCUCCUACACCGCGAAUGAGACCAAAGCCCGUCGUGUACGUGUACAUACUUGCCACGUUUUUAUGUCCAUAACUUUCACUGAUCGUCAUACUGCAAAGAUUUUCAUUCGGAGAUACACACCUCUCCAGCCCCGACUCAGGGGUAUGCCACUGAUCUGAUUUGAAUUUAUCAUUCUGCCGUUGUAUCAGUGCAUCUAGGCAAAUGCCUUGGGUAUCAUAGUUUUGCUCUCCUUCGCAUGAUCACGCUUUUUGUUCAUUUUUCUCCGCCACUUACAGUGCAACAUGGCUUCUAAAUAAACGGGGAGAUGGUAGAAAAUGUUUCAUUGGAAGUAUGGUGUACCAGUGUCACUGAGGGCUUCUGUGGGUGGAGGUGAUAGAUCCUUGACUUGGGCUAGCGUACGCACAUGUACAUGAUGAGCUGAAAGCCAACCUGCUAAAUCCAUUUCAUCGCUUUUCGGAUAAUGGCCGAAAAGAAUUCAUUUUAUGUGCGGUUUGUAUCUAAGCCCAUAGUUGGGUUCCAGUUUUCAGAUGGUUCCAGUCAGGUUUUGAA